AAAUAGUACUAUUUAAGGAUCGGAAUAUAGUAAAAUUGUAUCAGUCUUCUACUUCACCUGUGCCAAUAAUAAUAAUUGAUCAAAGCGAAGGAAUCAUGAAGCAAUUUGGAUUGUUUUUCUUCAUAUUUUUACAAAUAACAUCCAUUUAUACCUCAAAUUUGAUAACCCCGUUUACAUGUCUACCGUGGGAUACACCGUGUCUAUCAGCGUUGGCUCAAAAACUUAGCACACCUAGGAUUUUUGACUUAAACGCUUUGAAAAUCGACCCCUUUGAAAUAGAUCAUUUCAAGUUAGAAAAGGAUGGAUUAGAAUUUGAAACAAAGGAUACCAAAGUCCAUGGGCUAAAGAAUAUGAUUGUUGAAGAAUUCAGAACGGAUGCAAAUACCAGCACAGCCUAUAUAAAAAUUCGCACAGACGUUAUUGUCACGGGUCUUUACAAAGCAGACGGAUCCUUGUUCUAUAUGCCAUUAAAUUCUGAGGGAGAUUACUGGACAUCACUAAGAAACCUGGUAAUAAAUGUAGAGGCGCCAUACAAAAUCGUGAGAAGUGCAAAUGGUGAACCUUUGUUAGAGACUUCGGAUUACAAGUUAAGCUAUGACGUUAAAGAUGGUGCUGAAUUUCGCCUAAACAGCUAUAAUUAUGGGAUCCCUGGAUUCAGUGAAUUGCUCAACCAACUGAUAAACUACAAUUGGAAGUAUAUAUCAUCGAAUUUUAUCACCGAAUUCGUAUCAAACGCUGUUGAGAACAUUGCUAAGACACAUAAAAGUUACUUUCGUAUAUCGCCUUUCGAAUUUUUAGUUCAAUGAGCACUGUGUCGACGUUUCCAUAAAUUAUUCUAAAUUUACAUCUCGCCUACUGUAGAGCUAACAUUCGAUCAAAGAUAUAAUAACGUUAAGACAAAUAUACAGAUUUCAACCAAUGGCAGCGCAACUGGAAAUGCUGCUAACAUCUUAAUUGCGAUGGGACAAAAUGGCUAUUGGACUAUAUUUUGUCUAUUUCUCUUCACUUGAUUGUAUGUUAGCAUCAAUACUGUAAAAUACGAGCCUGCAAUCGCCAGAUGUCCCUCAUCUUAUGAAGGCCGAAAGUUUGUCAUCCCUAGUUCUUUAAGUAAGUAAAGUAGCUAAUAGAGGGUUCAUAAGUGGGGGCUUUAGUAGGUCGCAGGUUUCAAAGGUCCUGAAUUGUCCAAGUAUAAAACGUAAUUUUUUGUUUUUUUUCUACGAGUGUUCAUUAGAAAUCUCGACUCCUAUUGUCAUACCCUUAGCUAUUGCAACGUAUUGCUAGAGAUCUAAAAAAUUGGAUCUUUAAUUUGUUGGAUGUUUUUGAAGAGUUUCAAAGAAGCUAACUGGCGAUUUGGGACAUAAUUUCUCAUAUUAUACCAAAAAAUACGCUUUGUACUUGAACGGUUCAGGGUAUGAACUCUUUAACCCUGUUACCUUCCAAAGCCACGACAUUCCAAACUCCAUAAUUGUAAAGUUGUUAAACAUACCUACUAUAAUUACUGUAUACUUACUGUAAGUACUUAUAAGGUAUCUACCUUUAAAGUACGGUAGAAGUAUAGGCUGACAAAGUUUAGCUUUGAUAAAAUGAGAUAAGUCUGGACAUGGCAGGUUUUUGGAACAAAAACAAUACUCUUAGAGCAAUCACUAUACGCAAAACGCACUGUAGACACAUAGCAGGGUACACACAUGUUACAUAGCGUUUUAUUAUUAUCCAGCCAAAAUUAACAUCGUGGCAAGCUAAAGCCAGUAUUCAGUACAAAUACCUAACAAAUAUCAACCACAGUUUUUUGUACAUUAUAUUUUAUGGAAUAAAACAUCUGCUUAAGUACGUAAUAAUAAAGUGUAUUUUUAAGAAAUUAACCACCUAUUUUAACUCAUAAUAUCAACAAUACGAUUAACAACAUAGCAAGUGACCAUUAAUUGUAAAUGGUUAUUAAUGUCAUGCACCUAAUUUGUGUAAAAUAAACCAAUAAAUAUUUCAAGUUAAUAA
This is a messenger RNA of Bicyclus anynana (squinting bush brown), 1989 nucleotides long. RefSeq lists its product as uncharacterized. The record is from RefSeq and is a predicted model, not a curated record. NCBI's taxonomy places the organism in Eukaryota, Metazoa, Arthropoda, Insecta, Lepidoptera, Nymphalidae. The transcript is spliced from 5 exons. The coding region runs from base 96 to 806 and encodes 236 amino acids.